This is a messenger RNA of Pundamilia nyererei, 1665 nucleotides long. Its product is annotated as tripartite motif-containing protein 16-like. Lineage: Eukaryota; Metazoa; Chordata; Actinopteri; Cichliformes; Cichlidae. The record is from RefSeq and is a predicted model, not a curated record. Bases 1 to 1665 code for a protein of 554 amino acids. The transcript has a single exon. Gene Ontology annotation, molecular function: zinc ion binding; protein binding.
AUGGCGCAUCAACUGAUUCAGCUGGAUCAAGAAAAAUUGAGCUGUUCUAUCUGUCUGGAUCUCCUAAAGGAUCCAGUCACUAUUCCCUGUGGGCACAGCUACUGCAUGAGCUGUAUCAAAAACUGCUGGGAUGAGAAUGAAACACACAGCUGUCCUCAGUGCAGGCAAACUUUCACACCGAGACCUGUCCUGGUGAAAAACACUAUGUUUGCUGAUUUAGUGGAGGACCUAAAGAAAGCAGGACUUCCAGCUGAUUCAUCUGGUCAUGCCUUUGCUGGACCUGGAGAUGUGGCCUGUGACUUCUGUUCUGUGAGGAAGCGGAAAGCCUCCAAGUCCUGCCUGGUGUGUAUGGCCUCUUAUUGUGAGCAGCACCUCCAGCCUCACUACAACGUAGCUCCAUUAAAGAAACACAAACUCAUCGAUGCCACUUCAAAGCUUCAGGAGAACAUCUGCCCUCGCCAUGAUGAGGUGAUGAAGAUCUUCUGCUGCACUGAUCAACGGUGUAUCUGUUAUCUCUGCUUAAUGAAUGAACACAAAAAUCAUGUCACAGUGUCAGCUGCAGCCGAAAGAGCUAACAAGCAGAAAGAUCUAGCAGGGAAUCGACAACAAAUCAAGAACAGAAUCCAAAACAGAGAGACGGAUGUGAACCUGCUUCAGCGUGAAGUGGAGGCCAUCAGUCUUUCUGCUGAUAAAGCCUUAAUGGAAAGCGAGAAGAUGUUCAAAGACUUAAUCUGUCUGAUUAAGAAAAAAAGCUCUGAGGUGAAGCAGAAGAUCAGAUCCAAGAAGAAAACUGAACAGACUCGAGUCAAAGAACUUCAGGAGAAACUAGAGCAGGAGAUCAGAGACCUGAGGCAGAAAGACACUGAAGUGGAGCAGCUCUCACUAACAGAGGAUCAUAUCCAUUUUCUUAAAAAUUUUUCGUCAGUGACACAUUUGAAUGAAUAUACAAAUUUACCGAGCACCUCCAACCACACUCUGCAGUACUUUCAAGGUGUGAUCGCUGCUGUAUUACAGGCCGGAAAUAAACUGACGAAUCUUCUGAGUGAUGAAUGGACAAAAAUUUCACUUGCAGUGAACAAAGCGGACGUGCUACUGCCUCAAGAAGAACCCACAACUAGAGAGGAAUUUUUGAAAUAUUCUUGUGGCAUCACUCUUGAUCAAAGCACAACAGAAACGUAUUUAUCACUGAGUGAUAAUAACCGAAAAUUGCAUGGAAAUCAAUCGUAUGGAAAUUACAGUGAAAACUGGCAUGUUUGUAGUAAAGAGGUUCUGACUGGACCUUGUUACUGGGAGGUAAAAUGGACUGGUGCAGUGACAGUAGGUGUUACAUACAUGUAUAACUCCUGUUAUGGGUCAAAGACUGAACGUGGAUUGGGAACAGAUCUCGAGUCUUGGGCAUUGAAGCUUUCACAUGGCAGUUAUCAAUUAAGACAUAAAAACAUUUCAACUUCCCUCUCAGGCCCUCAGUCUUUCACAGUUGGAGUGUAUUUGGAUCACAGAGCAGGUAUUCUGUCUUUCUACAGCAUCACUGAGACCAUGAAUCUCCUCCACAGAGUCCAGACCAGGUUCACUAAGCCUCUGUAUGCUGGAUUUUGGCUUCCACAGGAUUCUCAAAACUCUCUUGAAUUGUGUGAGUUGAAGGAGACAAGUGUUACUGAAUCAUGA